Messenger RNA from Panicum hallii, 1452 nucleotides. RefSeq names its product probable magnesium transporter NIPA4. Gene Ontology annotation, molecular function: magnesium ion transmembrane transporter activity. The record is from RefSeq and is a predicted model, not a curated record. Lineage: Eukaryota; Viridiplantae; Streptophyta; Magnoliopsida; Poales; Poaceae. The transcript is spliced from 9 exons. The coding region runs from base 1 to 1086 and encodes 361 amino acids. Gene Ontology annotation, cellular component: membrane. Gene Ontology annotation, biological process: magnesium ion transport.
AUGGGGGGAGCGCAGCUGGUGGGGAGGUGGGUUGAGUCGUACACGGGGAUGUCGGCGGACAACAUCAAGGGCCUGCUGCUCGCGCUCUCCUCCAGCCUCUUCAUCGGCGCCAGCUUCAUCGUCAAGAAGAAGGGGCUCAAGAAGGCCGGCGCGUCCGGCGUCCGAGCAGGUGUUGGUGGCUACUCAUACUUGCUUGAGCCACUAUGGUGGGCAGGAAUGAUAACAAUGAUUGUUGGCGAGAUUGCAAACUUUGCAGCCUAUGCAUUUGCUCCUGCUAUCUUGGUUACUCCACUUGGUGCACUUAGCAUAAUUAUUAGUGCUGCUCUUGCCCAUAUUAUGUUGCGGGAGAAGCUUCACAUAUUUGGUGUACUUGGGUGUAUUCUUUGUGUUGUGGGUUCGACAACUAUUGUGCUUCAUGCCCCUCCCGAGCGUCAAAUCGAGUCCGUGGCAGAAGUGUGGGAUCUUGCUACUGAACCAGCAUUUCUACUCUAUGCAGCAAUUGUGCUUGCAGCAGCUUUUGUGCUCAUAUUCCGUUUUGCCCCUCAGUAUGGUCAGACACACAUCAUGGUUUAUAUCGGCAUCUGUUCUCUUGUGGGAUCUUUAUCGGUCAUGAGUGUCAAAGCUCUUGGGAUAGCAUUGAAGCUGACGUUUUCAGGGAUGAACCAGCUAGUCUAUCCACAAACAUGGGUGUUCUUAUUUGUUGUGGUCUCAUGCAUAGUAACACAGAUGAACUAUCUGAACAAGGCCCUUGACACAUUCAACACUGCAGUUGUUUCGCCCAUAUAUUACACGAUGUUUACAUCCUUGACCAUUUUGGCUAGUGUUAUAAUGUUCAAGGACUGGGAUCGUCAAAAUCCGACACAAAUUGUCACGGAGAUGUGUGGCUUUGUUACGAUUCUUUCUGGGACUUUUCUUCUUCACAAGACAAAGGAUAUGGUGGAUGGUCUCCCACCAAAUUUACCUGUCCGACUUCCUAAACAUGCGGAUGAGGAUGGCUACCGCACUGAAGGAAUUCCUCUAAGGUCUGCUGCUGAUGGCAUCCCACUCAGGUCGCCAAGGGCCACAGAUUCAUUUCGGUCAUCAUGAUGUCCUGCUGAGAUUUGCAAGUGCACUCAAAUCAUGAUGCUUCAAGGAUUAUACCCAGCAACCGUCGGUCCUACACAUGGGAAGGGAAGAAUGCCCCUCCAUUCAUUCACUCGUUGGAUACAGAAGAUAGGUUUUGACUGUAGGAGAUCAAAAGGUAACAGCUCGGUUCCCCCUCAGUAAUUUCUGAGGCAUUGGUACAGAAUUUUGAGGACUAUAUCAGGUAUACUUCUCUGGGUAAAGAUAGCCAGGUUGGCCAAGAAUCCAAGUUUUGGGUUUUAUGUAAAUCGGGGUGGGCCAUAUAGGUCACUUUCUUGAACUGUUGUAUUCUUUCAACACGACUCUUAGAAUACAGGAAGAAUUGAAGAA